This is a messenger RNA of Mesorhabditis belari, 4599 nucleotides long. NCBI's taxonomy places the organism in Eukaryota, Metazoa, Nematoda, Chromadorea, Rhabditida, Rhabditidae. The record is from the annotation of a GenBank genome assembly.
AUGAGUGACUCGGAGUUCGAGGGUUCUGACGACUCGUUCGAGGCGCCCAAAAAGAAGGCCCCUACCAAAGAGAAAAAGGAGAAGACGGCAACGCCAAAGAAAGUUAAAGCUGCUGCUAACACGUCAAUGGCAAUGACUGAGGAAGACAUGAACGUCUUCACCAACAUGGACAAAGCUAAGAAAGGCGAGCUAACGAUCGAGAAGAUCUACCAAAAGAAAAGUCAACUGGAGCACAUUCUUCUCCGUCCUGACACCUAUAUUGGAUCUGUCGAAUAUACGGAUAAGUCGCCCAUGUGGAUCUACGAUUCGGAGACUGAGAAGCUUGUGCAACGCGAUAUUUCGUACGUGCCCGGACUUUACAAGAUCUUUGAUGAAAUUCUGGUAAACGCUGCCGAUAAUAAGCAACGUGAUUCAAAGAUGAACUUGAUCAAAAUUGAUAUCGACAAAAAGCAGAACAAGAUCUCUGUGUUUAACAAUGGAAAGGGAAUACCCGUCGCUCAUCACAAGGUUGAGCAAAUGUAUGUCCCUGAGUUGAUCUUCGGAACUCUGCUUACCUCGUCGAAUUAUGAUGACUCUGAGAAAAAGGUUACGGGAGGUCGUAACGGUUAUGGUGCAAAGCUGUGCAAUAUCUUCUCGACGGAAUUCACGCUUGAGACGAGCAGCAAAGAAUACGGCAAAGCCUUUCGACAAACCUGGGUCAAGAACAUGACAAAGGACAAGGAUGCAGAGAUUGUGAAGACGAAGGGAGAAGACUAUACGAAGGUCACUUUCAAGCCGGAUUUGGCUAAAUUCAAGAUGACUGAGUUGGAUGAUGAUAUCAUCGGAUUGAUGUCACGACGUGCUUUUGAUGUGGCUGGCGCAUCUCGCGGCGUAAAAGUGUACCUCAAUGGAAAAGCUCUACCGGUUAGUGGCUUCAAGCAAUACAUCGAGCAGUAUACAAAGGAUAUCACCGAGAACACUGGGGAACCAAUCAAAGUCUGCUACGAACAAGUGAACGAUCGCUGGGAGGUUGGCUUGUGUGUCAGCGAGAAAGGCUUCCAACAAGUCUCAUUUACUAACUCGAUCGCUACGACAAAGGGUGGUCGUCACGUCGACCACGCUGCGGACCAAAUUGUCACAAAGUUGAUUGAGACGAUCAGAAAGAAGGCUGGCAAAAGUUCGGUGACCGUGAAACCCUUCCAAGUCAAAAAUCACAUGUGGAUCUUCGUGAAUGCCCUGAUCGAGAAUCCGACGUUCGACUCUCAAACCAAGGAAACGAUGACAUUGCAGGCUAAGAGCUUUGGCAGCAAAUGUGAGCUCAGCGAGAAGUUUGUGAAGCAGGCUAUGAACUGUGGAAUUGUCGACGCGGUACUCUCGUGGGUGCGCUUCAAACAGAUGGAGAACUUAGACAAGAAGUGCUCAUCCAAGAAGACGAACAGGCUAAAAGGAUUACCAAAAUUGGAAGACGCCAACGAUGCGGGAACAAAAAAUUCAGUGUACUGCACAUUGAUCCUCACUGAGGGAGAUUCAGCAAAGACUUUGGCCGUUGCCGGACUUGGAGUGGUCGGUCGUGAUCGAUACGGAGUGUUCCCGUUGCGAGGAAAAUUGUUGAAUGUACGCGAAGGCAAUAACAAACAGGUUGCUGAGAACGCGGAGAUCAACAACAUCAUCAAAAUCCUUGGACUGCAAUACAAGAAGAAAUACGACACCGACGAGGACAUGAAGUCACUUCGCUACGGAAAACUGAUGGUUAUGGCCGAUCAAGAUCAGGAUGGUUCACACAUCAAAGGGCUCGUCAUCAACUUUAUUCACACAAAUUGGCCAUCGUUGAUCCGGCGCAACUUUGUCGACGAAUUCAUCACUCCAAUUGUUAAGGCAACAAAGGGGAAAGAAGAGAUCCCAUUCUUCUCGAUUCCCGAGUACAAAGAGUGGAGGAACAACACGGAGAAUUGGAAAACCUGGCGUAUCAAGUACUACAAAGGAUUGGGUACCUCUACACCAAAGGAAGCAAAGGAGUACUUCUCGGACAUGACCCGACAUCGAAUUCGCUUCAAAUACGGUGGUGUCGAGGAUGACGUGGCUGUUGAGAUGGCAUUCAGCAAAAAGAAAAUCGAGGAGCGAAAGGAUUGGUUGACAAGCUGGAUGAAUGAAAAACGUGCACGCCGCGCUCAAGGACAAGAGGAGGACUAUCUCUACACAAAGGACACUCGAGCCGUUUCAUACGCGGAGUUCAUCAACAAGGAACUCGUCCUCUUCUCAAAUGCCGACAACGAGCGUUCAAUCCCAAGUUUGGUCGAUGGAUUGAAACCUGGACAGCGAAAAGUUCUCUUCGCAUGCUUCAAACGUGCAGACAAGCGCGAGGUGAAAGUCGCCCAAUUGGCCGGAGCUGUCGGAGAGCUGACUGCGUAUCAUCAUGGAGAGGCCUCGCUUAUGAGCACGAUUGUCAACUUAGCUCAGGAUUACGUUGGCUCGAACAACAUCAAUGUGCUGCUCCCAAUCGGUCAAUUUGGUACACGACUUCAAGGUGGAAAGGACAGCGCCAGCGCACGUUACAUUUUCACAAUGCUGAAUCCUGUUUCGCGUUAUAUCUUCCCGAUCUCAGACGAUCAUGUUCUUCGCUUCUUGUUUGAGGAUAACCAGAAGAUUGAACCCGAAUGGUACUGCCCAAUCAUUCCAAUGGUUCUUGUCAAUGGCACCAGCGGGAUUGGCACUGGAUGGUCAACAAACAUUCCCAACUACAACCCGCGUGAAGUGGCCGAAAACGUUCGUCGUUUGAUUCGCGGCGAACCACUCCGUCCAAUGAAACCAUGGUAUAAGAACUUCCGCGGCACCAUUGAACAACUCGAUCCAACGCGUUUUGUGUGUUCUGGAGAAGUGGCUGUGCUCAACGACGAACAAUUCGAAAUUACCGAGUUACCAAUAAAGAAAUGGACGCAGGAUUACAAAGAGGGAACGCUCGAGCCGAUGACCGAAGGAACGGACAAGCAACCAGCGCUAAUCAACGAAUUCAAAGAGUAUCACACUGAUACCACGGUUAGGUUCGUCGUCAAGGCUCCUCGUGAUAAGAUGGCCAACAUGGAACGAGAGGGUCUCCACAAGGUGAUGAAGUUGCAGACGGUGAUCAAUACGAGCUCAAUGGUUCUGUUUGACGCAAUGGGAUGCUUACGAAAAUUCGACACCCCCGAAAGCAUCUGUCAAGAGUUCUUCGAGGUGCGUAAGGCAAAAUACGUCGAGAGGAAAGCUUUCUUGGAAGGAAUGCUGAAAGCGCAAAGUGAUCGAUUGACCAAUCAGGCUCGUUUCAUUCUCGCCAAGAUCAACGGUGAAAUCGCGCUCGAAAACAAGAAGAAGACGGUGAUUGUUGAGCAACUCGCGAAGAAGGGCUUCGAUCCAGAUCCAGUGAGGAAAUGGAAAGAUGAACAAAAGAAGAAAGAACUGGAGAUGUGCGGCGAAAUUUCUCAAGAUGAACAGGAUGAGAAGGAGGCGGCUGAUGAGGAUUUGCCUACCGAGCAGAAGAAGUUUGAGAAGAAACUUUCCGACUAUGACUACUUGGUUGGAAUGGCUCUGAUCAAGCUCUCUGAAGAAGAAAAAGACAAAUUGUUGAGGGAAUCCGAAAGUAAGUUGGAUGAGUUGAAGCAAGUGCGCCAAAAGACGUGGUCUGAUCUCUGGAACGAGGAUCUCGAUCUUUUCCUCGUUGAGUUGAAGAAGCAGGAGGACAAAGAAAGGGCUGAUGCAGAGAGCUCGGUGAAGACGGCCGCAAAGAAAUUGGCUAAAGAAGAACCAACCAAAGGCAAGAAGAAGCCAACAGUUGUGGCGGAAGUAUUCCCAGCCAAAGACGGACUUCGAGUUGAGCCGGUGAUCGACAAGACGCUCAAGGAGAAAUACGAGAAAAUGGAUCAACCGAAGAAGGAACGAAAGCCAGCGGAGCCAAAGCAGCCCAAAGAACCCAAAGCGUUAACGGAACCGAAGAAACCACGAGCGCCCAAGAAAGAAAAGAAUCCGUUUGAAGAUGGUGAGAAGAAGACGACGAAGAAAAAAGCCGACAAGUGGGACUCAGACGGAAGCAGCGAUGAAGAUGACGAUAUGUUUACCGAUGACGAUGAAACGAACGCUUUCAAAGAUAGUGAUGAGGAGAUGAGUUCAAAGAAGACGACUGCUGCUGAUCGAAAGGUUCGACAAGGAAAGCGGCUCUCUGAUCAAUCGGCCAAGGAGAACGAUAACACCGAUGAAGCGGUCACUCUUGGUGAUAGUCCAGUCAAGAAUACCAAAGAAAACGGCAAUGCUGCACCAAAGAAACCAAAAGCUGCUCCAAAACCCAAAGAGACGAAGCCAAAAGAGGAAAAGCCAAAAGCUGCACCAAAGAAAGCUGCCGCAGCUGCUGCGAAUGGAGGCGCCAAGAUGACCGAUUUCUUCUCGAAGAAGGCCGCCACAAAGAAAGAGAUCGACUCGGAGGACGAAGAUGUGUCAAUGGUGUCACUGGAUGAUUCCCCCGUGGCUCCUAGACAGAAAUCUGGCCGCAACGCCGCCGCCGCUCCCAAGAAGUACAACGUCGGCGACUCGGACGAGGAUGUGGAGGAAGUGAUGCCAAAAAAGAAGAGACGUGUCAUCGACUCGGAUUCGGAU